AUGAAUUAUAUAGCAGAUAAACACCAACAUCAAAAAAUGAAAUAUUGGGGGGAGGAGGAGACACGAAAUGAUAUUUUCGCCCCUUCUUUUUUUAUGAAGAGGGGAUUGCCGUCCUCGACCCUCCUCCCUCUCCAGAAGUCUGCGCCUAUGGUACUUGCAGUUAUUAAUGCAAUGAAGAAAAAUAUUUCUGGAGUGGGUGUACAUUCCCAAAAUUCUGUACAAAAAAACGUGUAUAAAAUAAAUAAGAUAUAG
Molecule: messenger RNA, 252 nt
Organism: Nezara viridula (southern green stink bug)
Lineage: Eukaryota; Metazoa; Arthropoda; Insecta; Hemiptera; Pentatomidae
Source: the annotation of a GenBank genome assembly